AUGGACACACUUGUUCCUUUUUGUACAGAUAUUUCUCCAGAUUCUGAUAUUGCUAAAGGUAUUGCAUGCAGAGCAACAAAGGCAACUGCUGUUUUGAAACAUGGACUUGGAAAAAUCUUCCAGGAUGAACUAUGUGACAAUGUUCGAAGUCCUGGAAGAUUCUUUUCAUUAGUAAUGGAUGAAACAACCAAAGUUUCAGAAAUUAAGCAGUGUGCAUUCACUAUAAUUUUUUAUGAUGUAACGAAAGUCAAAACACGAUUCUUAGAUAUGGUCUCAACUGAGAAAGGUGAUGGUGCUAGCUUAUACGAUUGUUUAAAAUCAACUUCAGCAAAGCACAAAAUUCCUUCAAGAAAUAUGGUAGGAUUUUCUAGUGACACAACAAAUGUUAUGGUGGGAGAAUAUAAUUCAAUGUUUUCUCAUCUGAAAGCAAAACUACCUGAUAUUCAAAUUCAAAAUAUAUUGAUGUAA
Molecule: messenger RNA, 468 nt
Organism: Phaedon cochleariae (mustard beetle)
Lineage: Eukaryota; Metazoa; Arthropoda; Insecta; Coleoptera; Chrysomelidae
Source: the annotation of a GenBank genome assembly